AUGUCUAACAGUAAAGCAGAGACAGCCGUUAGCACUGUUUGCGAGUCCGCCAUCGAUCUUGGAUGGCUUCCUGACAAAGAUACGAUCAGCCGGCUAGAGUAUGAGGAUGUAAAGGAGCAUCCAUUUCGCUUCUAUAGGGACUUCAUAUCGCAGAAUCGACCUGCUAUUAUCACUGGGGUGACGAAGGCGUUGGGUAUCGACAAAGUCGAUUGGAGCUCGGCCGUUGAUGCUGAUAGAGAAGUGAGUAUCAAUUUCACGCCCAAUGGCAGGGCUGAUGCAGUCUUGGAAAACAAGGUUUUUGCCAAGCCUUGUGAGGAAAAGAUACCGUAUGGUGAGUUUUGGGAGUACAUCACGUCUCGUCGAGAAGACCGAGGCAUCCCCUAUUUGAGCCAUCAGAACGACUCACUGAGACAAGAAAUACCGGAGUUGUUGGGGAGGUAUAUUCCGGAGAGGAUCCAGUGGUUGGACGAGACGCUCGAGACGAAGGUGGAUGCUGUUAACUUCUGGAUUGGAGACGAGCGCUCUCAUUCUUCGACCCACUCGGACUUCUAUGAGAAUAUUUUUACGUGUCUGAAGGGCCGAAAGGUGUUCAACUUGCUGCCACCUUGUUUCCUACCGCGCAUAGGUGAGGGUAGAUUCCCGGCUGCAACGUAUCAUCGUCAAGAUGACGGCACGCUGGAGCUUCAGCAUGAGGCUGAAGAUGUGGUAUGGGUGUUGAAGGAGGCGGAGGAACUCCCGGAGUGUCUAACGAUCGAGCUAGAUGCUGGUGACGCUAUAUAUCUACCAAGUUUGUGGCUUCACUCGGCGACUCAAAAUUGCCUGACGGUCGGCGUGAACUAUUGGUACGAUAUGGAUUUCGAUGUGAAGUACUGCUAUUACUCGAUGGUACGAGCCUUGAUGCCCUCCCCGGCGGCAGCGGUCAAGACUUGGCCCAAGGAAGAGGUUUCCACUUGGGUCAAGAUUCAUUUCCCGAACAUUGUGCUCCCUGAGAAGUUCUAUACGGCUCUGGACGGCCAGGGACUCGUCGACCUGGCGGAUGAUCCGCAGUUUUCUACGGAGGAAAAGUUGCGCUUUAUGGAGCUCGAGGACGAGUCAGAUAUAGCGACAGUCGCGGGGGGUAUUCGCAUGCUAUUGGAAGAGUGA
This is a messenger RNA of Perkinsus marinus ATCC 50983, 1143 nucleotides long. Its product is annotated as pla2g4b, putative. The record is from RefSeq and is a predicted model, not a curated record. Gene Ontology annotation, molecular function: 2-oxoglutarate-dependent dioxygenase activity. The transcript has a single exon. The coding region runs from base 1 to 1143 and encodes 380 amino acids. Lineage: Eukaryota; Perkinsozoa; Perkinsida; Perkinsidae.